This is a messenger RNA of Homalodisca vitripennis (glassy-winged sharpshooter), 669 nucleotides long. Its product is annotated as pyruvate dehydrogenase (acetyl-transferring) kinase, mitochondrial-like. The coding region runs from base 137 to 334 and encodes 65 amino acids. Lineage: Eukaryota; Metazoa; Arthropoda; Insecta; Hemiptera; Cicadellidae. The transcript has 3 exons. The record is from RefSeq and is a predicted model, not a curated record.
GCCAUACAAUGUUAUUUUUGUUUUUCUUGUAGGUUAUGGAUACGGUCUACCUAUUUCACGAUUAUAUGCUCGUUAUUUUCAUGGAGAGCUGAGCCUACUCUCUUGUGAUGGUUAUGGCACAGAUGCUAUUGUGUACAUGAAGGCUUUAUCGAAUGAAGCCAAUGAACUGCUGCCAAUUUUCAACAAGACUUCGACCAGGUUUUACCGCACGACAAUCCCGACCGGGGACUGGAGCAACCAGUCAUCUUGCAUGAGUGUACGUCACUUCGUCACAUCCCCUACCAACAACACCAACCGCACGGAUCACAAAACUGAGCUUUCCCGCUCCAUGUAGUCAGACGGGUCACUUUUGAUAUGUGAUAAGACUGAGUCCAGCCCACUUUUAUCUACUUUCUGCAAUGAAACAUUUUCUAUCUACGUUUCUCAAAGGAAAGAUGAGAGCAGCUGCUUUUCUUUUAAGAAUGUAUGUUAGCUUCCAAUUCUUAAAUUUUAGUAAUAGUUUUAUUAGUUGUUACUUGUUAGUUCUCAGUAUAUAGGGAAACUAUAAUCACGGUUGAAUCAGUAAAUAUUUUAUGUUUAGUUUUAGAAUUCACAUGUUUCAGCAUUGAGAUUUUGUUGGAUGUUGUGAUUCACGUUUUUAAAUAACACUUGUCCUCUUAUCCGAACCUA